Centropristis striata (black sea bass) is the source of this 1784-nucleotide messenger RNA. RefSeq names its product e2f-associated phosphoprotein (gene eapp). NCBI's taxonomy places the organism in Eukaryota, Metazoa, Chordata, Actinopteri, Perciformes, Serranidae. The transcript is spliced from 6 exons. The coding region runs from base 105 to 1001 and encodes 298 amino acids. Gene Ontology annotation, cellular component: nucleus. The record is from RefSeq and is a predicted model, not a curated record. Gene Ontology annotation, biological process: positive regulation of cell population proliferation.
ACAGAAGAAGAAGAAGAAGAAGCGGAAGCGGUCGUUAGCAUGUCGUUGUUGCUAACUCCCUAGCAUCUCACGUUGUUGUGCUUGAACUUUGUCAAACAGAUAAAAUGAACAAACUGAACAAGCCGCAGGAGUUUGACUCGUAUGAGAUUGAGGAGCCGAGCGACGAGGAGCGAGCUGAGAGCAGUUCGGAGGACGAGCUGGACGUGCUGCUGAACGGGACGCCGCAGCAGAAGAAGAAGCUGAUCAGAGAGUAUCUGACGGGGGAGAGCGAGUCGUCUAGCGAGGAUGAGUUCGAGAAGGAGAUGGAGGCGGAGCUUAGCUCCACCAUCAAGACCAUGGAGGGAACCUGGGCGCCGCCUGCAGCAGCACAAAACUCAGGAGGAGGAGAGGGCGGCGGCGGUCCUGGACUCCCGACCCCUCAGAUGUACGACGAGGUGUAUUUUGACUCUGACUCUGACGGGGAGGACCUGCCAGGCAGCUCCACGGGACGGAAGCGUAAACAGCGGGUCGUACUGACCAAUGACGAGCUGCUGUACGACCCCGACGAGGACGACCGGGACCAGGCCUGGGUGGACGCCAGGAGGAGACAUUGCAGGCGACCGGUGGCAGGCUCCCGCUCGCAGCAGCGAUCGGGGUCUCGGGGUUUACCGAGCAGCGACGCCGUCCUCAACUGUCCCGCCUGCAUGACCACGCUCUGCCUCGACUGUCAGAGACACGAGAAGUACCGGACGCAGUACCGAGCCAUGUUCGUCAUGAACUGUGCGGUGAAGAGGGACGAGGUGCUGCGCUACCAAACCCAGCAGGAGCUGAAACAGAGGAGGAGGAAGAGGAGGAGGGGGCAGAAAACGGAGGUGGAGGAGCGUCCCGACCCGGCGCCGGCGGGGAUGGAGGCGGACGAGGUGUACCACCCGGUCCAGUGCAGCGAGUGCUCCACCGAGGUGGCCGUGUUCGACAAGGACGAAGUCUAUCACUUCUUCAACAUCCUGGCCAGCCACUGCUGAGACAGUUUAGUUUUUUAAUGAGCGGGUUUGUCUGAAUCUUCAGCUGAAGAAGAAGAAGAAGCUCAUAAACUCUCUGAGUGGAUAACAACAUGUUUGCUCAUUUCACGGGCAGCUUGUCGACUCUGAGGCGUUUUUAUUUUCUCUUUAACGCCUCAGAAGAAACUGUGUUUUGACACUGAACAUCUGCGUGUUGCAGCUCUGUUGGUCGGAUGACUGAAGACACGAGAGCCUGAAUUUUGAGGCAAAUACUGACAUUAAUAUUUGAGAAUUACAAAGGAUGGAGAGCUACGGUGGCCCUGAGAGAUCACAGCAUCUGCAACUUAAGAAAACACAUGCAAAUACACAAAACACAAGCAAACUGACAAAACAUCUUCAUCAAUUUGACAACACAAACAAAGCAUUUAGAAAAUGUGCUGCAAAGGCCACAAAACAACAGAAGUGUUUCCAGAGGACACUUACAAGUGAUGCACACGUCUGUACCAAGGUUAUAAUAGUUUUGGAUUUUUCAUUAGUUUUAGUUUUAAUUUCGUUGUGAACUUUUGUUUUCAAAUUCAGUUAGUUUUAGCUAGUUUUAGUUUAGUUUUUAUUUUUUGAAAAUCCUUAGUUUUAGUUUAGUUUUUAUUAGUUUUAGUGUUAAUUUUAGUUUUUUUGUAAUGGGCUAUGUGUUGGGUGCGAGAUUCAAAGUGGUCAUAAUAAAUUUUGCCUUUAUUUCCUUUGGUUUACCAUCUCAGCCCCAAUAAGGUUAUUAACUGUUUUGAAUUUUGUUUGUUUAGACAUCCCAGU